Cydia amplana is the source of this 1608-nucleotide messenger RNA. Its product is annotated as peptidyl-prolyl cis-trans isomerase FKBP8. Gene Ontology annotation, biological process: negative regulation of apoptotic process; protein folding. Bases 113 to 1312 code for a protein of 399 amino acids. NCBI's taxonomy places the organism in Eukaryota, Metazoa, Arthropoda, Insecta, Lepidoptera, Tortricidae. The transcript is spliced from 7 exons. Gene Ontology annotation, cellular component: membrane; cytosol; endomembrane system. The record is from RefSeq and is a predicted model, not a curated record. Gene Ontology annotation, molecular function: protein folding chaperone; protein binding; peptidyl-prolyl cis-trans isomerase activity.
UUUUUCACUGAAUUGAAUCAUUAAACAAGACAUGGUAAAAUCGUGACUGUUGAUUUCUAUUGAUAAACACUUACGUAUGCGAAGAAGUGCGUAGAUUGUGAUUGUUUUUAAGAUGAGCGAAGAAGAUAAUGCCUUGUUGAACCAGUCGGAGAGCAGUUCCUUUGAGGAUCUGGCGACAGCUCACGAGAUAGAGGAGGCGAAACUGGCCGAGGCCGCGGCAGCGGAGACUGAGAAACCCGUAGAGAGCAAAACUGACGAGUGGCAAGAUGUGCUUGGAUCAGGUGCCCUACUUAAAAAGAUUUUAAAGCCCGGAGAUGAAUCAGAAGGCCUGAGACCACACAGAAGUGAUAUAUGUCGGAUAAGCUAUGAGCUGAAGAUCCGAGGUGGCAACGGAGACAUAUUUGAGAAGAGGGAUCAUGUUAAAAUUUAUCUGGGAGAUAACGAGAUACUACAAGGAUUGGACUUAGCACUCACACUUAUGUACAAAGGGGAAGAAUGCCUUCUUCAAAUAGCGCCACGUUUUGCGUACGGAGACGUAGGUCUGAAGCCUGGUGUGAACCAAGGUUUGGUUGGGGAGAGCACUUUAGUAAAUUAUGAGGGCCCGGUGAUUGGUCCGGAAACAUGGUUGGAGGCACGAUUGGAACUGCAUGAUUGGAGCGAAGAACCUGAACAUGAAACGUUAUCCAUUGCUGAGAGAAUGGAAAUUGGAACCCGCCGCCGCGGCCGCGGCAACUGGUGGUACGGGCGGGGCGAGGCGCAGCUGGCCGUGCAGCUGUACCGGCGCGCGCUGGACGCGCUGGACGAGGCGGAGGGCGGCAUCACGGAGCCCACCGCCACCGGCGAGCUCCCGCCCACCUCGGACGAGCUGCGCGCGCUGCUGGACGAGCGCCUGCGAGUGCACAACAACAUGGCCGCCGCGCAGCUCAAGGCGGGCGUGUACGAGGCGGCGCUGCAGGCAGUGACCCGCGUACUAUCCUGCCAACCCCAAAACGCGAAAGCCCUAUACCGGAAGUCGCGCAUCCUAUCCGCCAUGGGUCGCAACUCGGAAGCCCUAGAGGCCGCUCGAGCGGCGGCGGCCGCGGCACCUGAUGACGCUUUGGCGAGGAAGGAACUCCAGCGCUGUGAACAGAGAAACACCAGAGACCGCUCGGUAGAGCGCCGGCUGGCUAAGAGGAUGUUAGGCACGCAAGCACCUAAGGGCAGCCCUGAUAAGAAACCAUCCAAAGCUAAGAUGCUGAUGUGGGGCCUGCUGAGCCUGCUGGUGGGCGUGGCUAGCGUGCUCGUGUACCGGUACAAGAUGCAGGGACAUUGAUGAGCGUGCAGCAGCGGGUUGAGAUAGAAUUGAUAUUCCAAUGAGGCGGCGGGGAAGGAAGGUCGGCUACGUACAGUUCAUAUCAUUAUAGGCGCUUGUUUGCUUACGGCAGCGAGCUUCAUAUCGAGCAAUUAAAUAUUAUGCAACUUAAAUCCUCUAAAAUGCAAUUUUACAUUGCUUAUUUUGUAUUUUUUAUAUGCUAAGUUUUAUUACAAUUUUGUUAAAAGCUUCAGAUUUGAUUCUGGGUAAUCAUUUAUGCCUCGGUUACACGUAAUGAGUAGAGUGGCGAGACAGAC